AUGCCCGGUAUAUCAAGUAAACCUGAUGAUCUCACUCCUAGGCCGAGCAGAGUGGGCCUGCCAACUCUUGGUCCUACUCCUGAGGCUCGGGCGAACAAUUCAGUCGAACUCCCUCCAUCUCCGAUUCCUUCAUCCACGCCAUAUCCUCGCAGGACCUCUUCAGUCUCUGUAGGCUCUGCCUCUGAGCCCUUGAAAUCAUCCUCUGCGUUUACAUUGAAGGGCGAAAUCAGACAUUCCACAGAUCUUCUCGUUGCCGAGAUUGUCGUAGACUCAAAACUCUAUCCAGUGGGCUACGAAGUUCUUAUUACACCUCGUCCACGAGACAAUGCGAAGUUUAUCUCCCUCGAAAUCUCCCGCGAGAACGACAUGGAACCGGCUUCCAGUGCAAGUACAACUGACCUGCCCAUCAGUUCAAGCGUAUACACCAUUCCUGCUCUGCCACUGCACUCAUCAGGACCGAACGCUGACCGGCCAAUCUGUUCUAUGCCAAGCCCCGUAAUACUUCUCCUCUUCAUCACGGCGGAGAUUCUCCCUACGGAUAUCUCUGUCCGGGCUGUUUGCGUUGCUCUCGCUCCACUCCUCGCUGGCAUGCUCCAAGCAAUUACCGAUCCCUCGCUGCCUUCCAAUUCCAUGAUUGUCACCCUCGUGCAGGACUGGAUGUUUGCCAACAUCGUGGACAUCUGCACACCACCUUGCCUCAGUUCUUUACUUACCCGUCCUCUAGCACCUUUGAAAUCACAUCGCUUUGUAGGGAAGCAUCGACCUCCACCAUCUCUUUAG
Suillus fuscotomentosus is the source of this 780-nucleotide messenger RNA. RefSeq lists its product as uncharacterized. The record is from RefSeq and is a predicted model, not a curated record. Lineage: Eukaryota; Fungi; Basidiomycota; Agaricomycetes; Boletales; Suillaceae. Bases 1 to 780 code for a protein of 259 amino acids. The transcript has 2 exons.